ACAACAUUGACCAAACUGCAAAGGAAAAUACUGAUGCAUGUUUCACAAUAUCGAUAGCAUAAUUCGACCAAAUUGGGUGAAUUGAGGAAUCGGCAGUUUUAUUAUAACGCAUUUAGGGUACCGUUGACGGUAGCAGAAUGUCGUCUCCAGAAGCUCCACCGCCAAGUUACGAGGAGAGUUCCCGCAUUGUUGAUGACGAGUCCGAUGGAGGAUUCCAGGAAUUUCAAUUCUCGGAAAGAUCGGUUCGCAUGGGUUUUAUCAAAAAGGUUUAUGCGAUUCUGACGGCACAGCUGAUCUGCACAAUAGGCAUUAUGUGCAUAUUCAUAUUUAUUCAACCGGUGAAGGAGUAUGCUAGGAAUAAUCAUUGGAUCAUGUGGGUGGCAUUUGUUGUAACAAUUGUUUGCAUCAUAGCCCUGGCCUGCUGUCCUAAUGUGAGAAGGACGUCACCAACUAAUUUCAUCUUCCUGGCUGUUUUUACCAUAUGCGAAGGCUUUCUGCUUGGAGUCAUCUCCAGUUCCUAUGAUACGGAUGCGGUGAUGAUGGCUGCCGGCAUCACGGCCGUGGUAGCAUUCGGCCUCACUAUAUUUGCCUUCCAGACUAAGUGGGACUUCACAAUGAUGGGUGGCAUCCUAUUUGUCUUUCUCAUUGUGUUACUAGUCUUUGGUAUCAUUUGUCUUAUCAUCAGGAAUAGGUAUGCCUCCAUUGCAUAUGCGUCAUUGGGAGCUCUAAUCUUCGGUUUUUACCUCGUCUUUGACACCCAGUUGAUGCUUGGCGGGAAACAUCGCUACGCACUCUCUCCGGAGGAAUACAUCUUCGCUGCUCUCAAUCUCUACCUGGAUAUCGUCAACAUGUUCAUGAUGAUCCUGUCCAUUAUCGGCCUGGCCAGGGGAUGAAUUGCUUCUCGGCAAUACUUAAGAGCCAUUGUUGCUUGUCAUGGUUGUGGGAGAAAUAGACAUGAGAAUGUGUGCAUUGUAGUGCAUUUCUGUGCAGGCAAACUGUUUUUGCUUACAUGUACAGUAGAACCUCUCUAUUAAGGACACCAUGGGACUGACUAGGACUGUCCCUAAUAGAAAGAUGUCCAGAUUAAAGAGGUGAAAUUGAAUGGAAACAACCAAUUUGGGACCAAAACAAGUGUCCUUAAUAGAGAGUUGUCCUUAAUAGGGAGGUGUCUGCUAAGGGAGGUUCCCAUGUACUUGAUAAUUGGUUUGUUUGUAAGAAUAUGGGUGAAUUUGUUUUUAGAUUAAGAGUAGUUAUUGGAACUCUUGAGAGUUUUAAAAAUGUGAAAAAGUUGCAUUUAAUAGUCAUGAGUGAAGAUAUAUUCUUUUUGUGCUUGUGAACUUGUCAGAAACAUUCCUUUAUUUUUUUACAGAGUUGUUAUUGGAUAUUAACUCUUUUUUAGCCUGUAAAUCUUUUCACGCGGUUUGAAUUGAAAACUGAGGCGAAUUUUAGAAAAUGAGACUUUCCAAAUCGGCAGAUGAUAGCACAGAUCUGAUAACUACCAAUCCAGCUAUAUCCGAUUGAAACGAUCGUCAACACAUCAUCAUAUGUUGCUCGAGUCCCACAAGUGUAUUUAGGGCAAAGGCAUCAUGUGACAGUGCAGGAAAUUUGAAUUUGAAAAACCGUGAGUAUACGGUCUGUGGCUGUGAAAUAAAAUAUGGCCGACCGUGUUUAUUCGGCUUGCGGGCUGAAAGCGUUAAGUUUAUUUCAUCGAUAUCAGCUGAGGCUCUUCCUAGUCAGUUAUGUUCUAGUCACCUGAGUUACUUGUCCUGAAUAAUGUUCCCCUUUAAAAGGGGUACACCGGGUCACCUGUCUUGGGUCAGGAAAAUAGAUGCAGUUAUAAAUAUUGCCGUAAUCAUGCAUGCAACUUUACUGAAAUUUGGUAUGUAUAGUAAUUGUAUACUGUCUUCGCAAUGGCAAUAUUGAAUUAUAUAUGCAGUAUGUAUUAAUUUUCUGCAUUGGAAUUUUCAAUUCAAUUACAAAUUUCAAAUUUUUAACAAACAGCCUGGGCUUUUAAACUGGAAAAUAUUUUGGUCUGUUUCAAAUGCAGGCAUGAAAGGAAAAGUUUGCGAAAUCUUUUUAUCUACUCUUGGCUCUUCAUCCUGCUGUUCAUGACUUUCGAGAAUGUUAUCAUCUUGUUAUCUGUCUGCAGAAGGUUGUGUUGUUUUUUACAGAGUUAUGGGGCCUCUUUGGGUGCCCUCACCAUGAGGAAACCAGCCCUGUAAAAAUUAUCUCCUCACCAUCCCCCACCAACUAAUGGAAAAUGCCUUAGAUGCCGGGGGGGGGAUGGAUAUUUGAUGAGGGGAGAGUUUCUGAGGAAUAGCUUAUUGACUCUCAGCUUAUCUGAGCCAGGUAACCUCCUGCUGAGUUGUCCAACCAAAGGCUGAGGUCAACAUAUGUUGUUACAUAACCGAUCUUGCUAUCACAUCCUGGUUGCCUUGUAGUCGACCAAAUUACUUCUAAUUUUGCCUCAUCAGCCCGAGUGUUAUCACUGGUUACGCUGGCCAUUAGGUAGAUAAGGUAAAUAUGCCGAUCAUCACUGUGUGUAGUAUCAGUGGGGUACUUGAAGUUGGAGGGCGACUAAAUAUUUUACAGGGCUGGUUUCCUCAUGACUUGGUUAAGGUUUUCAUUGAAGCCUAUUUGGUGUUUAUCAGCUAGCUUCUGUCAACUGUGAUAUCUUCAGGAUUAAGUUAAAAUGAGAAUGUUGUUUGUAUUACAUGAAUAUAUUGGUGGUUCAGGAAAAGGGAAAUGCAUUUUUGCUCUCUAUCGUAUUAAGUUCAUAUGAGUUUGAAGCCCACUGCAUAUGAAUUUGUUGAAACUUGACAUUCAUGGCAUUUGUAUCUGUCUUCACACUGGCAAUGCUGAAAUUUAUUUGGCUAUCAGAAAUUUUCAAACUCAAUAACAAAUUUCAAAUUUUUGACCAACGUCGCAAGCAUAAAAAAGAAGUUUCGUAAACUAGGUCAGUGACACUGCCGUUUUUCUUUCAAACUGUCCCAGGAAACAUAUGGCACUCCACCAUAUUAGGGUUGUUUACAUAAGUGGCCUGAUGAGUCCCAACAAUCACAAUUAUGAGGCUCUUAUAGCGCUAAAUUCAAUUGGUUUCAGUCACUCAAAGUGCUUCACAUUAUUACCCCUAGCUAUGGUCUGUACAUUCAUGGUUCAAGCUCUUCUCUCUGGGAGAUAAUACAGCUCCGAGCUGCAGCUAUAUAGCGCUCAGGACUUACAUUCUGCCAGCUAAUUAACUCCCUAACUUGGUGUAGGUUAUGCCCAGUGUUCAUCUCACUUACACCCAACCUUUGCACAACUCAACGCACAUUAUUACAUUAUGUUGCACAAAUGCUCAAACCAGGAUAACCUUCACUCGGUACCGAUAUGCAUGCAUCAUGUACCUCAUGUGGCACCAAGCUUGCCGCAGCUUAUACGAAGCAGAGGGUAUGUUAAUGAAGACCGGGACUGUGCCUGUAAUUUUCUAUCCACGACAUUUCAUUUUUUCUUCAAAGCCAGUUUGUUUAUUAUGCUGCUGGUGCUUUGAUAAAGUUAGUGAUGUUUAGAGUAGGCCUUUCUUUGUUUGGAUGGCUUCCCUUGCAGUGUAGGCACACUACCUCCAAGUCUUUGAUAAAGUUAGUGAUGUUUAGAGUAGGCCUUUCUUUGUUUGAAUGGCUUCCCUUGCAGUGUAGGCACACUACCUCCAAUAGCAUCCCGCGAAGAUGACGUCACUGCAGCUGCUGCCCUCUAUUUCCCCAUCGCUGAAUUACAGGCAAUGUCGGACAAACAUGCGGUUUCGUAAUGGAUUCAGGCUUUCUAACUAGGGCAGUUAGAUUCAAUCUCGCACAUGUCCGAGUGUUGGAAAUACUACAUAAUUGUUCUGAAUAUUUCUCUCUCUGACUAUAUGGUAUCAUUCAUGCUAAAAACAAUGCAGGGUCAAAGAAGAUUGACUUUGAAAUAAGCUCAAAUGUGUAGAAAUAAGUGUCGAUGUCCGACUGUCACGUGACUAAAACGUCCUCAAUAUCUUAUGCAAAUGACCUUGUGAGCUAUAAAUAGUAACUUUGCGGAAUGCAUUUCUGUCUGAAGACUGGCACUGCUUUGAAUGAGGUGUAAUGCAACACAGUAGAUCUCUCUCUGAUGGCUUAAGGAAUUGAUACCUCACUGGAGGUGAUGGUUGUCUCACCAAAACCGCUCAGGUGGAGCUAACAUGUUGACCAAAACUGAGGCGUUGCUGAGGUUUUUGCCAAUAUUUUAGCUCUUCCCUUGCGGUUUUGGUGAGACAAUCAAUACUGACAGUGAGGUAUCAAUUUCUAUUCUAAAACAUCUCAAAUUUGAUAACGAAUAUUGUGGUUUUAAACGCUUUUUGACUGCUUCCAUAUUUUGUACCAACCCAAGCGGUAAUGGUUGCCUAACCAUAACCAUGGUUGCCUGACCAUAACCGCUGAAUUCAAAACGAGGCUUCAUUGGUGCAUAGUGCAUUCACACUGUAAACAGCAGUUCAUUAUGAAUCUGGAUUUAACUCUAUACAUGGCAAAGUUUUUCAGAAAUGUUGAAAUUUGUUUGCCCAGAUUGUCUGUGCCAUUACAUGAGUAUUUAUUGGUUUCUUCCUCCGUCAAAGCAGUAUGUUUGGUUGUAGAGACUUGUUGGUGGUUAGUCGCAUUGAUAGUGAAGAGGUCUGUUUUGGUGAGAGACUAAUGAACUUCAAAUAAACUGGUUAAGUUCUACAUUGUAAUGGUCUGAAAUCGUUUUGCUAUUAUACCCAAUGGGUGCAGCUAGAAUAUCAUCAUAUCAAUCAGGAGGCCAGAAUAUAUGUAUUGGCAAGUAUAGAUUACUUGAUAUUUGUUGUUGUCCUGCUUCAAAAAGGUACAUGUAGGUAGUCAUGCUUCUGGUAUGAUGUAUUUGGCAUAGAAACGAGUUGUUUCUGUAUAAUCUUGACUUUAUUGGUGAGGUGCUUCAGUUAGGCCACAUUUUGUUUAUUUAUUGGAUUAAAAAAAACGCGGGAGGUCAUUUUACAGAAUGUGGUGGAGAGAAAAAUGAGGGAAUUUCAACCUUGUUAUUUUUUUGAGUCCUUGUAUGAUCUGAGACUAAAAUUGAAUAAAGAUAAUCAUGCUUUUACUUAAAUUCCCCCGUCCGAUAUAGAAUUUAAGUCUAAUGGAUUUUUUAAAAUCCCACUCCACAUACAUGUAGGCUUUGAGAUUGAAGAAUGUUUUUUUUUGGAACUUCCACCCAACCCACAUUCGUUUUGGAUCUGAAGUUUUGUAAUCCAACUAAUAAAAAAAGUGUGGCCUGAUGCCAAUCUUCAUGUGUUUUUAUUAUUAUUCAAUAUACAUAAUACAUGUAUGUACAGUAAUGCUAUGUUUGAGA
This is a messenger RNA of Lineus longissimus, 5346 nucleotides long. RefSeq names its product protein lifeguard 1-like. The record is from RefSeq and is a predicted model, not a curated record. The transcript is spliced from 9 exons. NCBI's taxonomy places the organism in Eukaryota, Metazoa, Nemertea, Pilidiophora, Heteronemertea, Lineidae. The coding region runs from base 138 to 893 and encodes 251 amino acids.